AUGAAGACAAGCAAGAGUUGGUUUUAUUACACCGUUUCAAGUAGUAGAAGGAAGAACCGCAAAGCCCACUUCACUGCCCACUCAAGCAAAAGAAGGAUAAUCAUGAGCGCAGUUCUCUCCCGCGAACUUAGACAAAAGUAUAACGUCAGAUCAAUACCGAUCAGAAAGGACGACGAAGUCAUGGUGGUGAGAGGACAUUACCACGACAGAGAAGGAAAAGUGACCCAAGUCUAUCGUAAGAAGUGGAAAAUAUACAUUGAACGUAUAACAAGAGAUAAAAACAACCGCGAAAGCGUUCAAGUUGGAAUCCAUCCCAGCAAUGUCGUCAUUACAAAGCUGAGACUCGACAAACACCGUCGCAAGAUACUUGAAAGGAAAGGAAAAUCGUCGACAAAGGGAAAAUACACCGAACACGACGUUAAAGUAUAA
Molecule: messenger RNA, 429 nt
Organism: Theileria annulata
Lineage: Eukaryota; Apicomplexa; Aconoidasida; Piroplasmida; Theileriidae
Product: 60S ribosomal protein L26, putative
Exons: 2
Coding region: 1-429 (142 amino acids)
Biological process (GO): cytoplasmic translation; ribosomal large subunit biogenesis
Cellular component (GO): cytosolic large ribosomal subunit
Molecular function (GO): structural constituent of ribosome; RNA binding
Source: RefSeq, a predicted model, not a curated record